GUCAAAAAAGCCAGCAGGUUGGCUUCUAGCAAUAUACAAUUAACGAGUAGGACUACCUUAUCAUCUCUCGUCUCAAAAUUAUCCGUCGAUGAGUAGCAAAGGAAGGACUAUCUUGCUCAGUUUGAUUUAUUUCUUACUGAUUAGACACACACAUUCUGAGACAGAUAUAUUGGUACAAGGCCAAAAGCUUAGAGAUGGGGAGCACCUGGCCUCAUCUGGUGGAACAUUCAGGUUGGAAUUUUUUAGCCCAGGUUCUUCAAGAAAUAGGUAUGUUGGAAUUUCAUUCAACAUAGCUGAUGGAGUGUUGUUAGUUGCCAAUAAGAAGGUGGUGUGGGUUGCCAACCGAGACAACCCAAUUGCUGACAAGUCUGGUAUUCUUAUGAUUGAUGAAUUGGGUAGGUUGACCAUUUCACAUAGUGGAGGCAGUCUCAUUGUGUCAAAUUCUGUUCAAGCAGCAAAAAAUGCUAGUGCCAUGCUACUGGAAUCAGGUAACUUUAUAUUGAGGGAGCAGAAUUCAGAUGGAUCUACAAGGCAGGUUUUUUGGCAAAGUUUUGACUACCCUACGGAUACGCUUCUGCCUGGCAUGAAACUAGGAAUUAGUAAGAAAACUACAGAUAUUUGGUCACUAACUUCGUGGAUAAGUGAAAACAACCCAGCCAAAGGUACUUUUACCCUUACUGCUGGUUUCAACAUGGAUGAUGAAAGUAUGUUGGUCAUUUGGUGGCAAGGGAACACCUAUUGGAUUAGCGGCAAUUGGCAAAAUGGGCAUUUUGAAUUUGUGCCUCGGUUCUCCAAUGAGAGGGACAUCAGUUUUAGUUACAUCUCAAAUGAAAAUGAGAAGUACUAUACAUAUUACCUGAAUGAAAAUCGUACAUUAUCACGAUACAUGAUAGAUUUCACAGGUGCAAUACUAGAGAUGACAGGGCUGGCACCAUUCGGUGCCAGUGCUUGUUCCUAUGGUUCCUAUCCCGGCUGUGUGAAGCAACAACUGCCAGCGUGCAGGAAGCCUAAUGAUCAGUUCGAGCAAAGAAAAGGUGCUAUGUCUGGUGAAGGAUUCAAGUUUGAUGGAAAUUACAACAUGAGUCUCUUCGAUUGUCGGGCAAAGUGCUUGAAUAAUUGUUCUUGCAUUGCUUAUGCGGCCACAGAUUACAACGAUACUAGCUGUACAAUUUGGAGCAAAGGAGUGAAUUUCAAAGAAAGCAACAAUUCUUACAGUCUGAAUGUCUAUUUUCUUGUGCAAGAAAAAGCUAAGUGGUGGAUAUGGGUUGUCCUAUCUGUGACUGGGAUUGUAGUACUACUAGUUUUGUGCUUCUUAUACAAUUUCAUUCAAAGAAAAUGCAAACAAAAAGGCGAGAGGAAAGCAGAGCAAGAAAUCUUACAAUGUGAGUUAGGAGCUAGCACAAGUCAUGCUAGCAUAUCUAGGAAGAGAAAACUAUUUGAAAAAGACAGGAAGAAGAGUAGUGCAUUAGAAUUUUUCAGCUUUGAGAGUAUAGCAGAAGCCACAAACAAUUUUGCGACUACAAGUAAGUUAGGAGAAGGUGGUUUUGGGCCUGUUUAUAAGGGAAUAUUAGCCAAUGGUCAAGAAGUUGCAAUAAAGAGACUCUCAGAAAGAUCUGGACAAGGAGUAGUGGAAUUUAAGAAUGAAAUUAUAUUAAUUGCCAAGCUGCAGCACACUAAUCUCGUCAGACUUGUUGGGUGCUGCAUCCAAAGAGAAGAGAAGAUGUUGAUAUAUGAGUACAUGCAUAACAAAAGCUUGGAUUUCUUGCUCUUUGAUCCUAUGAAAAAGGAUCAAUUAGAUUGGACAAAACGUUUCAAAAUCAUAGAAGGGAUUGCUCAAGGUCUUCUUUACCUUCAUAAAUAUUCUAGAUUGAGAAUAGUACAUAGAGAUUUAAAAGCAAGUAACAUCUUACUUGAUGCUGAGAUGAACCCAAAGAUUUCUGAUUUUGGCAUGGCAAGAAUAUUUGGGCAAGAUGAAUCUGAAGCAAACACAAAGAGAAUUGUUGGAACAUAUGGGUAUAUGUCUCCCGAGUAUGCAACUAAGGGUACCUUUUCAAUGAAGUCUGAUGUAUUUAGCUUUGGAGUACUAUUACUAGAAAUUGUGAGUGGCAAAAAGAAUAACAAUUUCUGUUAUCGGGAAGAAUCACUUAACCUAUUAGGAUAUGCAUGGGAAUUGUGGAGAGAAGGAAAAUGCUUAGAGUUUGCAGAUUCAGCAUUAGGUGAUUCCUAUCCAUUAAAUGACGUUUUGAGGUGCAUCCACAUAGGUCUUCUGUGUGUACAAGACAGUCCAAUAGAUAGGCCUUCUAUGUCAGAUGUUGUUUUCAUGAUUACUAAUGAAACUGUGUCACCAGUUCCACCAAAACAACCAGCAUUUUUUCGCAACAGGAGUUUGUCCAAAACCAUGUUGGAGAAUUUUUCCAUAAACAAGGUAUCAGUUUCAGAAAUAGAAGCCAGAUGAAGGGCCAGUGAUUCUUGUUCUGUAUUUGUGUACUUGUUUGAAGCUAUAAUUUCAAAUUAGUCUUUGCUUUGGUU
Messenger RNA from Quercus lobata, 2529 nucleotides. RefSeq names its product G-type lectin S-receptor-like serine/threonine-protein kinase CES101. NCBI's taxonomy places the organism in Eukaryota, Viridiplantae, Streptophyta, Magnoliopsida, Fagales, Fagaceae. The transcript has 7 exons. Gene Ontology annotation, molecular function: ATP binding; protein serine/threonine kinase activity. Gene Ontology annotation, cellular component: plasma membrane. The coding region runs from base 89 to 2455 and encodes 788 amino acids. Gene Ontology annotation, biological process: protein phosphorylation. The record is from RefSeq and is a predicted model, not a curated record.